AAUUCAAGAGGCAAUUGCAAAAAAGGAGAAAGAAGAAGCACAGCGAAAGUGCGAGGAGGAGAAGAAACGGAAAGAAGCAGAGGAAAAAAAACGAAAGGAAGAAGAAAGGUGCCAAGCUCUUAAGAAAAAGCAAGAAGAAGACGCCAUUAAAGCAAAGUGCGCAAUGGAAAACAUGCAAGAGGCACUUACAAAGAAAGAGAAAGAAGAAGCUCAAAGAAAAAAGUGCGAGGGGGAUAAAAAACAGAGAGAGGCCCGGGAAAAAGAAAAGAAGGAAGAAACUUCUAAGGCAAAGUGCGACUUUCUUAAAAAAUUAGAAGAACAAGAUGUUAUUAAGAAAAAAUGYGCAAUUAGAAAAAUUCGUGAUGCUACCGGAAAAAAGCAAGAAGACGCUAUUCGGCAAAAAUGCGCAAUGAAAAAAAUGCGAGAGCAAGAAGAAAAGGAACGUAAGGAAAAUGAGGCGCGCACAGCAAAAGCUAUUCUGUUUCGAUCCACUCUUUACAGAACAAAUUGCAAGCAAGACUUUCAGGCCGGCAACAAGGUAUCCAUUGUUGGUGCUGGACCCGUGGGCAUGGGCUGUGCCUUUGCCCUGCUAACAAAACGCGUCACGAAUAACAUAGCCAUCUAUGAUGUAAAGAACGACUUAAGUUCUGCUCAGCGCAACGACCUCCGACACGCAUCGCUUUUCCUUCAGAACUGCAACAUUGACAACAGCAGCACCAUUGAGUGUACCAAAAAUUCUCGCGUGGUAGUAAUUGCGGCUCGACCGAGCAGUAAACCAAACGAAUCAUGCCAGGAUCAGCUCCUCAGAUCGGCUGACAUGAUCAAGCAAAUCGUUCCUGAAUUACUCAAGCAGAGUCCAAAGGCUGUCUUUAUCGUUGUGUCAAGUCCCGUAGAUGUGAUGGCUUGGGUUGCCCGCAAGAUCACCAACCUUCCCUAUGAGCGCUGCUUCAGCACUGGAUGCCACUUGGAUACAGCGCGAUUCCGCAUGUUUAUAGGAAAGCUAUUGCGGGUGUCAACGAGCUCGGUGCAGGGAAUGGUGUUGGGRGAGCAYGGAGACACUUCGGUGCCAAUCUGGUCCUCCGUCAGUGUGGGCGGAACUCUACUAAAGGACUUGCUGCCGCCCAUAGGUACUGACAAAGAUCCGAUGGUAUGGUCGAAUGUUCACAAGAGCGUUGUUAAUGCGGCUUAUAAAGUAAUCGCUGGUAAGAACUAUACGAAUUGGGCGAUCGGUCUUACCGUUUCCGAUGUUGUGUCUGCCAUCUUC
Messenger RNA from Drosophila arizonae, 1264 nucleotides. RefSeq lists its product as uncharacterized. The record is from RefSeq and is a predicted model, not a curated record. Gene Ontology annotation, molecular function: L-lactate dehydrogenase (NAD+) activity. Lineage: Eukaryota; Metazoa; Arthropoda; Insecta; Diptera; Drosophilidae. Gene Ontology annotation, biological process: lactate metabolic process; pyruvate metabolic process.